Messenger RNA from Leptomonas pyrrhocoris, 564 nucleotides. RefSeq lists its product as hypothetical. The record is from RefSeq and is a predicted model, not a curated record. Lineage: Eukaryota; Euglenozoa; Kinetoplastea; Trypanosomatida; Trypanosomatidae. The transcript has a single exon. Bases 1 to 564 code for a protein of 187 amino acids.
AUGACAGGGAUCGCAUCGCGGCGGCGAUUCGCACGGGAGCACGGCCAACGGCUCACGCCGCCAGCACGUAUUCUACCAUCGCGUGGCGCCCGUAUGCGGACUGUCGAGGACCAGCCGCCUCCGCCGAUGGAAACGUUGCCGACGCCACUGCGACGUCACCCACCGCCGACCCCGACAGGGUCUACGCCUGGGGUCAGACCAACUGCGGUGAACUGGUCCCUGGGUACGUCAGGGCAACCGAAGGCAGGUUUCUUUCCGCAGCCAGCCCAACCCCAGGUUCCUGGGCUAAACUCCUCACCCAUGCGCACCCCACCUGGAUCUACCUGUGGCGACGCGCCUCCAGCGAAGCCCCCGUUGCGAGACGCAACACGCGGAAAGACCGCCCGCCGAUGUUGUUACCACAGGCAAGCGGAAGAGGGAGAUGAUCGAGGACUACCCAGAGGUGUCCGACGAGCUCUGAGUACGCGCCGGCUAUGUCGGCAAACACCGCCGUGCCAGAGCAGCGUGUGGGUCCUCGCUGUCGUCUCUGUACACGUGCCCAUCAGCGCGGUGAUCGCUGCCUGA